Clunio marinus is the source of this 2245-nucleotide messenger RNA. Lineage: Eukaryota; Metazoa; Arthropoda; Insecta; Diptera; Chironomidae. The record is from the annotation of a GenBank genome assembly.
AUUGAAAUUUAGAAUAUCGGGAGAAUUAGAUUUUAAAAUUAUUAAUAAACAUAUAAGGAAGAAUCUAACUCAGCUCAAAAUUAUUCUCCCCGAUACUCAAGUGGUGAAAGAAAUGAAAUCUUAUGGAAUACAAUAAUCGAACGAGAGUGAAAUCAAUAUAAACUCAAAAAAAGAUAUUUGGCUUGAAUUCUCUCUCAACGGUCAUUCUCAGAACAUUUUAGAAGGACGUUCGCUUUGGCUCAAAUUCACCACCCACAUCAUAUGAUCUCAAUUCAUUAACUCCUACAAAACAUCAUCACAUCAUUCAACUCUUUGACACAAAAAUAACGGAAGACCGCCACAAUGUUCAGUCCCGAAUACGAGAAACGUUUACUCAAGCACUUCAGUCCGACGGCUAGAGCUUUGUUCUCAACACCAGAGUCGUCGUCACCAUCGGAUCGAUUCAUUCCAUGCAGAAAUAACAAUAAUUGGGAAACAAAUUACUCAACAUUAGCAAAAUCAAAUGAAAACUCAUCACAAUCGAAUAAAAAGCAGAGAGAAUGUGGUGAGUCAGCUCGUGACAGUUUAGCGUAUUCUUGUCUCUUAAAAAACGAGCUUUUGGGUACCAGUAUCGAUGAUAUCAAGAAUGUAUCUGAUGAUAAAAUAGGCUAUUUGUCAAGUAGUAAUAGAGGAUUAUUCAAAUAUCAACCGCCAGUGAGACAGGAUUUCAACGAUCCAUGUCCAUAUUCGUUGUCACCCGUUACUAUUAAGAGCCAGAAACUUCUACGGUCACCAAGAAAAGCAACACGGAAGAUCUCACGCAUACCAUUCAAAGUUCUCGACGCCCCCGAACUACAAGACGACUUUUAUCUCAAUCUAGUCGAUUGGUCAGCCCAAAAUGUUCUCGCAGUUGGACUUGGCAGUUGCGUUUAUUUAUGGAGUGCUUGUACAAGUCAAGUGACGAGAUUGUGUGAUUUAAGUAAUGAUGGCAACACUGUAACGUCAGUGUCUUGGAGUGAGCGUGGUCAUCAGCUUGCUGUAGGAACACAUCAUGGCUACGUUACUGUUUGGGAUGUCCAAGCUAGCAAGCAAGUAAACAAACUAAAUGGCCAUUCAGCACGCGUCGGGGCUUUGGCUUGGAACGGUGAUAUAUUAUCGAGUGGAUCGCGGGAUCGAUUGAUUAUGCAACGAGAUGCAAGAACGCCACCUCAAACAUGUGAGAGAAGGCUUGAAGGUCAUCGACAAGAAGUGUGUGGGCUAAAAUGGUCACCAGACAAUCAAUACCUUGCAAGUGGAGGAAACGAUAAUAGACUUUACGUUUGGAAUCAACAUUCACUUAGUCCAGUUCAAUCAUAUUCAGAGCAUAUGGCAGCAGUCAAAGCAAUAGCUUGGUCGCCACAUCAUCAUGGUCUUCUUGUUAGUGGAGGUGGAACUGCAGAUCGUUGUAUUCGCUUUUGGAAUACACUCACUGGACAACCAAUGCAAUGUGUAGAUACAGGUUCUCAAGUUUGUAAUCUCGCUUGGUCCAAGCAUUCAUCAGAACUCGUUUCAACACACGGCUACUCGCAAAAUCAAAUUUUGGUUUGGAAAUAUCCGUCGUUAACUCAAGUUGCUAAAUUAACAGGACAUUCCUAUCGUGUGCUUUAUCUUGCAUUAAGUCCAGAUGGUGAAGCAAUUGUCACGGGUGCUGGUGAUGAGACUUUAAGAUUCUGGAACGUGUUUAGCAAGGCUAGAAGUCAAAAGGAGAAUAAAAGUGUUUUAAAUCUUUACACAAACAUUCGAUAGAUCAUCAAUGGUUAUAAACGCUUUGAUUUCUCAUCUUAACUUCAAUUGAAAUCUUCAAGCAAAACCAAAAACUGUUAACAAGAUACGAUGAUUUUUAGUAGAUAAUUAAAUUGGUUUAUUUGAAUUUAUUCGAGUCAUCAUUUCUUUAAUUUCUUUUUCUCUUUUCUUCUAUUUACCUGACCUCCAUUAAAAGAUUUAUUUGAAGAUUUGUGAUUUUUUUUUCUUGUUUUUGGCUUUAUGAAUUAGAAUUUUUUAAUGCUGCUUGGCUUUUCUAUCUUUAAGAUUUGCAGAGUACUAAAUUAUAAUAAAUAACUAACGAUACUUAAGACCAAUAGAUAGAUAUGUUAAUAAAAAUAUAUCAUGAACUAAAGAUCGAUGAAGAGGGGAAAAGAAGAAUGUGUGAGAACAGAAAUGAAAUCAGAAAAUUAAUAUGUUUAAAACCGAACUUUCAAUAAAUAAAAAUAAAUUUUUCAAAUAAAAA